AGGUGCGCACGCCGCAGCCGAGCAGCCGUUGCCGACGCUCAGUUGCACGGCAACCGAGCGUCUAUCUCCGACGGGCCACAUUCUCCUCGGUACACCGUGUUUUGCAGAGCCGCCCGGCUGCGUCCUGCGGUAACUUCGCAGGUAGCGACGGAUGGGCACCAGCGGGUGCUGAGCCGCACGGAGCGCACUGCAGCGCUGGCAGAAUGCCGUUACCGACACAGCCAGCAGCAGCAUCACCGCCCUGUAACCGCACCGCUCCCGUACGCGGCUCCGCUGCUCAGGAAAACUUUUUUCUUGCUGAUAUUGACGAGGGAAAAAGGUGUGUGGUAUCUGUCACAUCUCAAGAAGAGGGAAAACUUUGUUCGGAGAUUCUGCCAUACAAAAAUAAUUGUCAGAGAACUACAAAAGCUAUCCAAGAUGGAAAAUAUUUUACUGAGCUAAGCAAAGAAUCUGAUGAUCCAGAACAACUCCUAGCAACUGUGCAGGAGGAAACUUGGAAAAAGAUGUGGGGGCCCCGUCCUGGUAAACACGGGAUCAAGAUUACAGAACUGUCCCCGCUGCUUAAAGAAAGCUCACCAAAAAAUCAUCUGCCACAAAACCUGUAUAGAAAUGGAGAGAGAAGAUGCACUUCAGACAAAGAAAAAAGGGAGAAGGAAAAUGCCUCUCAUGAAAAUGAUGCUUCACUGGAGACUUUCGAAGCAGAAACGGCAAUUAACUCAGUAGAGAACUUGUUGCCGACUCUUAAAGACAUACUUGGUAGAAUGACAAAUGUUUGUAAACUUUCUACAUCAGAAAUGAUAAUUAUUGAUACACAAGAGGAUUUGCCGGUAAAAAAAUUAACAACACUCCAACUCACCAAAAGAUUGUUAUGGCUUUUACUUCUAACAAGAGAACAGAAACAUAUAGACAACAAAAAUAUUGAUGCUUUGAUACAGAAGUUAAGUGAAAAUGAAACCUACAAUAAUCACCUCAGGAGAAAGAUAGUAGAAAGAGAAGAGCAUAUUAAAGAACUUUCAUCCAGGAUUCAGCCUAAAAGAGCCCACGAACUGAAAGAAAACUCUCUGUCAAGACCAGUAAACACAAUUGAAGCUCAUCUGCGAUAUCAGAUUCAAAGAAAAGAAGUGGAAAAUGAUGAAUUAAAGCUGAAAACACAGACUCUAGAGAAGAAAAUAGCAGAGUGGAAAAUUCAAAUUGGUGAAUACAAGCGUCAGAUGUUGGCCUUGAGGGAAACAAGUAAGCAAAAGAAGGCUGGUCUGAGAAGAGCAAUCAGGUGCCAGAAACAAAAAGCAGAAUGCUUUGAAGAAGCUGUGGAGAAUUUAACCUCCAGAGUAAAAGAACGUGAAGUGAAGUUGUCUGAGAUACUGUCAGCUUCUGAUGCCUGGAAAAAAAAGCAUGAUAGAAUGGUAGAAGAAAAGUCAGUGUUAGAAGUUCAGAAAGAAGAUCUUAAGAGGCAGAUCACAAGCCUUUCAGAAGACCUAAAGAGAAAGGAGGAAAUCAGAAGAAAAACUAGUGAGGAAAUUCUUGGAGAGCUAAAUUCUGUCAACUCUGAACAUGAGAGGCUUUAUCUUGAAAAUGAAAAAUUAAAGGCUUUCCUUUCUGCUUUGGAAGUCAAUAUUGUUUCUGUUGAAAAUGACCUGCUAUGUCUGCAAGAAAAGACCAAGCUACAGGAAAAUGUUGUUGAUCAUUGUAAAAAUCAGGUGCAAGAAUUACAAGCAGAAGUAGAAGCACUGAAAUCCAGGUAUAAAACAGUCUUCAAUGAAAACAAAAGUAUAAGAGAAAGCAAAUGUUUAGAAGUCUGUGAGGAGAAAGAUGGUGUAAAUUCUGUGGGUAAUCAUUCCUUAGAAGAGGAAAACAAUAACAUUCAGAAGAAAUAUGAACAUCUUAAGAGGAUUCUAGAAAAGAUGGAAUUUCAAAAUGAAGAACUUGCUUAUCUUAUCAAAAAAGAAGAUGAGAGUCUUCAGUGCAGUAAACUGCAGCUUGAAGCAAAAACUGCAGAGUAUAAUAGUUUAACCAAACAACUGGAAUCUGCUUUGGAGGAUGGAAGAAAAAUGGUAGAUGAAGAAUUUGGAAAAAUGUCAUACUUAGAACAAGCCCUUCAGACAAAAAUGCUUGUUCUUGAGAAUGAAGUGAGAGAGAUGCAGGAGGAGAAAAAAGAACUUCUUCGUGUAUUUCACCAUAAUGAAAAGCACCAUGAGGUUUGCUUGAAAGAGCUGGAAAACAGCCUACAAAGGUCAGAAAACAAGAAGCAGAGCAUGCAGAAUUACGUGCAGUUUUUGAAAACCUCAUAUAUAACAAUGUUUGGCUGAAUUCUGUUAACUUGAUUUAUUUUAAUAAUAAAGAAAUGGUACAAGA
Coturnix japonica (Japanese quail) is the source of this 2352-nucleotide messenger RNA. RefSeq names its product outer dense fiber of sperm tails 2 like (gene ODF2L). Gene Ontology annotation, biological process: negative regulation of cilium assembly. Lineage: Eukaryota; Metazoa; Chordata; Aves; Galliformes; Phasianidae. The record is from RefSeq and is a predicted model, not a curated record. Gene Ontology annotation, cellular component: ciliary basal body; centrosome.